Messenger RNA from Neltuma alba, 2806 nucleotides. RefSeq names its product G-type lectin S-receptor-like serine/threonine-protein kinase At4g03230. The coding region runs from base 71 to 2566 and encodes 831 amino acids. Gene Ontology annotation, molecular function: protein serine/threonine kinase activity; ATP binding. The record is from RefSeq and is a predicted model, not a curated record. Gene Ontology annotation, cellular component: plasma membrane. The transcript is spliced from 8 exons. NCBI's taxonomy places the organism in Eukaryota, Viridiplantae, Streptophyta, Magnoliopsida, Fabales, Fabaceae. Gene Ontology annotation, biological process: recognition of pollen; protein phosphorylation.
UGCCCUCAAACGCUUGCUCUCGUCCAUUCGGAUAGCUGAACAUCGGGAUAUCUGGUUCACGGACACCAACAUGAAACUAAGCUGGACUCUCAAUUCGUUCCUGAGUUUGAUCUGGCUUUUCUUGCGUUCCACGAAUGCAAUCACGUACAAAGAAACGUUGGGGAUGGGCCAAUCACUUGGAACCUCGGAUACCUUGGUGUCUGCUAACGGGAACUUCGAGCUGGGUUUUUUCACUCGAGGGAAUUCGACCAAGUACUAUGUAGGGAUGCGGUUUAAGAAAGUUCCUAAAGACAACAUUGUUUGGGUUGCAAAUAGAGAGCUCGCAGCCAGCGAUUCCAAUGCCGUUCUCACUGUUACUGACGAUGGAAAUCUUGCAGUCAAGAAUGACAGGAUGGUGUACUUUGUCACCAACAUUUCCGACAUUAGCAACACCCAUGUUAUGCUCUUGGAUUCUGGUAAUCUCCUGCUGAUGAACAACUCCAACUUGAACAUUUUGUGGCAAAGUUUCCACAAUCCCACAAAUACCCUUUUGCCUGGAAUGACGGUACGAUCUGACGAAGGAACCAGUUGGUCGUUGACAUCAUGGACAAGUGUAGAAGACCCGAGUCCUGGAAAUUUUUCUCUUGAAGUCGACAAGUCCAUGGGGAGCGCUAGGUUAAUCAUCAGGAGGGAAUCCGAGAUAUACUGGAUUGGUGAUGAGCAAUCUAAUUUCACGUUUCAAAGUAUUGGUAAUCGAACCUCCGCUAUAUGGGACACGGGCUAUUUGACUUGGCAAGGGGACUACACUUCUCGGUUGGUUCUGGAAGUUUCUGGGGAGCUUAACCAGCAAUUUUGGUCACAAAAUACUAUGCGGUGGGUUUCCUUGCUGUCAUCCAAGUGCGGGAGAAACGCAAUCUGUGGAAAUUUUGGCAUUUGUAACCCACAAGCCACUGAUCCCUGUGAGUGCCUCCAAGGAUUUGAGCCGUACGAUGAAGAUUCUUGGAAAAAGGGGGACACAUCCGCAGGUUGUCGCAGAAAAACAGAGUUAUGCAGUAACACGAGCAGUGAUGGACUCGAUGACGGCUUUUUACUAGUCGAUGGAGUGGAUUUUUCUUUGGAUAGUCCGCUUGCGUUCAAAACUCAGAACGCAUUCACAUGUCAAAGAGAUUGCUCAAUCAAUUGUUCUUGCGUCGCUUAUGCUUACGAUGUUACGGGUAGUUGCCUGUUCUGGCUUGAUCGAGUGCUGAAUCUGAAGAACAUCUCGGUUGACUAUGGAGAUGAUAAUUAUAGACCAAGUUUCUAUCUCAAACUGGCUCGCUCUGACUUGAUUAACAAUGAGUUGAUUAAUAAUCCUGAUCAUAACUCUAGUCUGAGCCAGAAAGCGUUGCUAACAAUUGUCAUACUCAUCAUAUUUCUUGUAAUGCUUGCAUUAGCCCUGUUUGCAUACUACUGCCGGAGGAGAAAGCUUAGGAGAGAAGGGGAGGAUCUGCUAAUGUUUGAUACAGGCAUGAGCAUGAAAGUUGAGAUCUCAGAGCUUACUGAUGGCGAUAACGUUGGAAAAGUUAACAAGAGGGAUGUCAAAUUGCCACUGUUUAGUUUUGCAAGUGUUUCCGCAGCAACCAAUAAGUUUUCACCUGAAAAUAAGCUAGGCGAGGGUGGCUUUGGACCUGUUUACAAGGGUAAGCUGUUGAAUGGGGGUGAGGUUGCUGUCAAAAGGCUAUCUGCAAGAUCAGGCCAAGGAUGGGAGGAAUUGAAAAAUGAAGCAAUGCUCAUUGCAAAACUCCAACACAACAAUCUUGUCAGGCUCUUGGGUUGCUGCGUUGAACGUGAUGAAAAGAUGCUUAUUUAUGAAUUCAUGCCAAACAAAAGCUUGGAUGUUUUCCUUUUCGAUGCAACAAAAUGCAGGAUUCUAGACUGGGAAACCCGAGUUCGGAUAAUUGAUGGGAUUGCCCAAGGUCUUCUUUAUCUUCACCAAUAUUCUAGGUUUCGAAUCAUUCACAGAGAUCUAAAAGCUAGCAAUAUUUUGCUGGAUAUCGAUAUGAAUCCCAAAAUAUCAGAUUUUGGUUUGGCAAGACUAUUUGGUGGAAAUGAAUUACAAGCAAAUACAAACCGGAUAGUUGGUACCUACGGUUAUAUGUCUCCUGAGUAUGCAUUAGAAGGUAUUUUCUCAAUAAAAUCAGACGUAUUUAGUUUUGGAGUUCUUUUAUUGGAGAUAAUAAGUGGAAAAAAGAAUACUGGAUUAUAUCACACAAACUCUCUCAAUCUUCUUGGAUAUGCAUGGGACCUAUGGACAAGUGGGAGAGGAACAGAGCUGAUGGAUUCAGCGUCAGAGGAUGCAUCCGUACAGAAAAUUGUGGUGCGAAGAUACGUGAACAUAGCACUGCUUUGUGUUCAAGAAAGUGCAGAAGACAGACCGACCAUGUCUGAUGUUGUUUCAAUGCUCGGGAAUGAGAAUAUAGUACUACCUUAUCCGAAGCCCAUAGCUUUCCUAAAUGUAAGAGGUAUCAGGACUUCAAGAUCAGACGGAAGCUCAGCAGAAACUGUUUCUACCAAUAACAUGACUGCUUCAGUUAUGGAAGCAAGAUGAGUUUGCAUUUCCUUGUAUGUAUAUUACUUCUUAGCAAACGUUGCAGGUCGAUACUCCGCCCUCUGCUCUGCUCACAAACAUAGAGGGAGAAAGAGAAGAUACGAAUCAAAAUUGAAACGUAUUAUUUUCUAUAUUGUUCCACCGAUCCCAAAGCCGCCUUUUUGGAUUCACAGGGGCUUGACAAAUUUUAAUGGCUUAUGUUGACAUGUCAAGUGUCUAGAUUCAUGUCAUCCUAUUAUU